UUAACUGUGCCAUCAUCUGAAUUUGAAAAUGGAGUCACAAAUUGGGGUUGUUUUCGAGGAUUUUUUCCCAGCCAUGGUGGAGAAACUAGGAGCUGAAGGGUUCAUGAAGGAGCUGUGUAAUGGGUUCCGAAAACUAACUUCCAUCAAAUCUCCCGCAAACUCCUUUAAUGUCCAUCACACUCCACAUGGACUUGGCAAAGGAGGUUCUCCACAUGCAGGGGGUGGAGUUUGGGUCUAGAAUUCGAAACGUAGUGUUCAAUAUCUUCACGGGGAAGGGACAGGACAUGAUGUUUACGGUGUACGGGGAGCACUGGAGAAAGAUGCGGAGGAUCAUGACGAUGCCUUUUUUCACUAAUAAGGUGCUGCAGCAGUACGGGUACGGGUGGGAGGACGAGGUGGCACGCAUGGUGGAGGACGUGAAGAAGAACCCGGAGGCGGCAAGGAGUGGGAUCGUGUUGAGGAUGCGGCUGCAGUUGAUGAUGUACAACAACAUGUACAGGAUCAUAUUCGACAGCAGGUUCGAGAGCGAAGACGAUCCAUUGUUUGUGAGGCUCAAGGCUUUGAAUGGGGAGAGGAGUAGAUUGGCUCAGAGCUUUGAUUACAAUUAUGGGCAUUUCAUUCCCAUCCUCAGACCAUUCCUGAGAGGCUACUUGAAGAUCUACAAGGAGGUGAAAGAGUGGCGGUUGCAGCUCUUCAAGGACCAUUUUGUUGAGGAGAGGAAGUGCGUAGCGUACUCUUACCUCCUUAAUUAAUUAAUUUAAUUAAUUUCUUGCUGCCUCUGCUCAUACCUCAUUCAAUUAAUUACAACUUAAAAUGUAAAUGCAUGUACUGCUACAAAUUUAAUUAUAUGGACUUUAUUUAUAAUAUACUAAUUAAUGUAUGCAUGUACAAAUAUUCAGUUUUUUUUUUCUUUUUUUUUUUUCUCCUCAGCCAAUAAAGAACAAGCAUUGCA
Molecule: messenger RNA, 952 nt
Organism: Rubroshorea leprosula
Lineage: Eukaryota; Viridiplantae; Streptophyta; Magnoliopsida; Malvales; Dipterocarpaceae
Source: the annotation of a GenBank genome assembly